Puccinia triticina is the source of this 627-nucleotide messenger RNA. RefSeq lists its product as uncharacterized. The transcript has a single exon. The coding region runs from base 1 to 627 and encodes 208 amino acids. Lineage: Eukaryota; Fungi; Basidiomycota; Pucciniomycetes; Pucciniales; Pucciniaceae. The record is from RefSeq and is a predicted model, not a curated record.
AUGGCCGAACAGAUCGUCCAGGGCUUCUUCUGGUGCUCGCUUGCGUCGCUCGCCGUGGUCGGAUGGACCAGCCACUCGAUCUUCCUCAGCUCCAUCCUCGCCACCUUCCUCGAACUGCUCUCCAUCCUCAAGAUCUUCGGCAUCGCCUUGCUCGCCGUCAUCACUCUCGGCCUCGCCAUCGUCCUGUGGGAGCAAGUGCUCAGCAAGACGCACCUCUGGCACAAGCUCUCCACCCGCUUCUCGCCUCGGAACCCGGACACGGCUGACAUCCAUCCGGGCCCCCACGAGCAAGCAUCAUCACCAGACGAACAGCGUUCCAUCCUGCCCGUCGUCAUCCUGAUCAUCGGCCUCGGCACCCUCGCCCUCCUCGACACCUCGUUCCUCUUCCCUGCCCGCACCCCGCCCAGCACCCACUCCUCAGACCAUCAGGCUAGCAAACCGCCCGUCAACCACAACAAGUCCGUCAUCCAGUUCUUCUCAGCCGUCCUCACCCUCGCCCUCGUCGUCGGCUUCAUCGUGUUCAAUAAGGACGAGUAUCGCGCUUGGAAGGCCCGCCGAAGGCUCUCUAAACACCACAGACGCAGACCCAGACAAGAACAUUCUCCCACCCACUCUCCCCCGAAAUAG